Uloborus diversus is the source of this 2181-nucleotide messenger RNA. It is a transcript of the gene Atg9, whose product is annotated as autophagy-related protein 9A-like. Gene Ontology annotation, biological process: autophagy of mitochondrion; protein localization to phagophore assembly site. Bases 1 to 2181 code for a protein of 726 amino acids. Lineage: Eukaryota; Metazoa; Arthropoda; Arachnida; Araneae; Uloboridae. Gene Ontology annotation, cellular component: autophagosome; phagophore assembly site. The transcript has 20 exons. The record is from RefSeq and is a predicted model, not a curated record.
AUGAACUCAAAUUUACAAACAAAUUACCAGUCCUUAGUGACUGAUGAAAACGAGGUUCCACAUGAAAGUGUCAUAUUUCAUGUUGCUUCUGAAGGCGGAAAACCUCGAUGGAAUCAUGUUGGUGACCUGGAUUCCUUUUUUAGGAAAAUCUAUACCUUUCAUCAAAAGCAUGGAUAUAUUUGUAUUCUACUUGAAGAAAGUAUUCGUAUAGUGUUCUUCGUCCUAAUUUUCUAUGGUGUUUUGUACUUUUCCAAGUGCAUUUAUUUCAACUUUGACGAACCAUCUUCACCCCUUUAUAACAAGACAGAUAUUCACCUCAGUGAUUUAUUCAUCCCACCCUUCACAUGUGCAGCAAAUUGUAGUGGCUGGGGAUGGCUGUUUAUGGUAGUUGGUGUAUUGCUGGUUGUGUAUAAAUUAUAUAGAUUAAUAUGUACAGCUUAUUCUUAUAAGGAAAUUGAGCAAUUUUAUGAUUCUGCUAUGAAAAUAUCAAAGGCGGAUAUCAACAACGUAACUUGGCACGAAGUGCAGUGCAGGCUACGAGAAGUUCAGCAUGAACAACAGUUAUGUGUUCAUAAAUCUGACCUCACAGAAUUGGAUAUUUAUCAUCGUAUAUUAAGGCAUAAGAACUACAUGGUAGCUAUGGUAAAUAAAAAUAUACUGCCCUUGAAGCACAACACUAGGUUUGGAGAGUGGGUGUACCUAUCUUCUGGAUUAGAAUAUAAUUUAGAGUUAUUAUUAUUUGGUAGUCUUUCAUCCCCUUUUAAAGGAACUGGAACUUUAAGAGAAGAUUACAAAAAGUAUUCCAAACGAAAAGAAGUUGCUGCUGAAUUAUCCAGGAAUAUAUUAAUUUGUGGUGUGAUAAACCUGUUGCUCUCUCCUUUCAUCCUGGUGUGGCAGUGCCUGUCUUUUUUCGUAACCUACUCGGGCACCAUCAAGUAUGAGCCAGGAUACCUGGGGAUGCGCAGAUGGUCUCGCUACUCUAGGCUCUAUCUGCGGCAUUUCAACGAACUGGACCACGAGCAGAAAAUGAGGCUUAGCCGAGCUUAUGAACCCGCUAAAGAGUACAUGAAAUCAUUUUCGUCACCUGUUCUGGUCAUCAUAGCAAAGAAUAUUGCCCAAGUAGCUGGCUGUGUCGUCGUAUUUUUCGGUUUGUGGGGUCUGAUAAAAGAGAAGCUUCUGAUGAUUGAUAAAGUUCUGCUGAUCAUCGCUGUCUGUGGAAUUAUCUUUUACUGCACUUAUUCUUGUGUGCCUGAUGAAUAUGCUGUCUUUGUCCCAAACAAGCUUAUGCACCGAAUGAUUGCCGACAUCCACUAUGCGCCGGACCAUUUCAAAGAGAAAGCUCACACGUCUGCAGUGCGUGAUGAGUUUAGUCAACUCUUUCAGUAUAGGAUGAUUAAUAUUUUAGAAGAUUUAGUAAGUCCUGUUGUCACUCCUAUCAUUCUCAUAUUAUAUUUGCGCCACAGAGCUUUAGAUAUCGUCGACUUUUUCCGAAGCUUCACCAUCGAAGUUGCCGGAGUAGGUGACGUUUGCUCGUUUGCACUGAUGGAUGUUUCUAAGCAUGGUAACCAUCAGUGGAUGAGUGGAGGCUAUUCGAAAGCUGAUCAAUACCAGCAGGCUGAGGACGGAAAGACUGAGCUUUCAUUGAUCCACUUUACUUUAAUGAAUCCUCACUGGGAACCUCCUCCUUCUUCAAAUGUCUUUAUCCAUGAAUUUAAACAAAAAGUUCAACUUGCGAAAGAUCAUCCAGAGGAAGGGGAAGCUAAUCCUUUCUACACCUCUCUCCACUCCCUAUCAACUUUGGGUUCGAGGUAUUCAAGCCUUGCGAAUAGCCUGCACCAAUCAAUACACCAGCCUUGCAGUAGUUUGGUGACACCUGCCUUUGAUUCAGGAAAAGUGAGCUUGAAGCGUGUGACUCAUGCAGAAGGCCCUCCAUACAUUGCACAAGCACAUCUCUUUACUACUACAAAUGGAAAUGAUUGUGAUCUGCACUCUCUCCAGAAUGAGUUUAACCCGAUGGAGAUCAGAGCAGCAGACAUGAGUCUCAGUGCUUUGUACAUGCAUGAAGUCCAUCACCAGAACAUGCAUCCCAACAGGUCGCAGGAAGAGUCCGGGAGUCGGAACGUCGAAGCUCCGGAAAACAAUGGAAGUGAGGAAUCUCCUCUUUUAGAUGUUAGGAUGUAG